AUGAGUCGCGCAACACCACGGAAAGCCCGUGGCCAUAACCGCCAGUCCUCGAAUCUCAUCCCCGCCUCCGACUACGAAUCAGAUGCCGCCGCUGUCGCCGCUCAACAGACGUACGCGCCGCCGCCGCCGCGCACGAACACCGAGCUCAACGUCUCCGUCCUCCAGCGCUACGUGCCCUCCAUCUACAACAUCCUCAGCAUCGCCGCCAACGCCGUCGUCUACACCUUCGACAGCGCGACCGAGUCCUGGAACAAGUCGGGCGUCGAGGGUACGCUCUUUGUCUGUACACAGUCGCCGCUGCCCGGCGAUCCCAACAACACGCCUCGCGCGUGCGUCUUUGUGCUGAACCGCCGCGGCCUGGGCAACGUCAUUGUCGACCUCGCCCAGGUCAGCCACGUCGAGAUCGCGGGGGAGCUAGUCAUUUUGCGGGUAGAGGGCGCGUGGGAGGGAGGUGAGAGGGUGCUUGGUAUUUGGAUGCACAACGACCGUGAGGAGACGCGGCAGGUCAACGCCGCCAUGAUUCAGGAGUGCUGGGGUGUAGUGCGAUCGGCAGGUGCCGUGGACGAUCAGCGACAAGAGGCUGGACCGGCGAUGCAGGCUAUCGGAAGGCCUCUGACGAUGAAUGAGCUUUUUGGAAGUCAGGUGCCGAAUCAGGCACAUUAA
Messenger RNA from Beauveria bassiana ARSEF 2860, 663 nucleotides. Its product is annotated as Dcp1-like decapping family protein. The coding region runs from base 1 to 663 and encodes 220 amino acids. NCBI's taxonomy places the organism in Eukaryota, Fungi, Ascomycota, Sordariomycetes, Hypocreales, Cordycipitaceae. Gene Ontology annotation, biological process: positive regulation of catalytic activity; deadenylation-independent decapping of nuclear-transcribed mRNA; deadenylation-dependent decapping of nuclear-transcribed mRNA. Gene Ontology annotation, cellular component: P-body. The record is from RefSeq and is a predicted model, not a curated record. The transcript has a single exon. Gene Ontology annotation, molecular function: enzyme activator activity; mRNA binding.